Messenger RNA from Pollicipes pollicipes, 570 nucleotides. RefSeq names its product calmodulin-beta. Gene Ontology annotation, molecular function: calcium ion binding. Lineage: Eukaryota; Metazoa; Arthropoda; Thecostraca; Pollicipedomorpha; Pollicipedidae. The record is from RefSeq and is a predicted model, not a curated record.
GAGAUGGUAACUUCACGUUUGACGAGUUCGCCUUGAUCGUCUCCAAGAUGGGCCCGGGGAGCGGCCAGCAGUCCCGGGCCGAGGCCGAGCAGGCUCUGCGAGACGCCUUCAGGGUGUUCGACAAGCACGGUCGCGGCUUCAUCAGCGCGUCGGACCUGCGCGCCGUGCUGCAGUGUCUGGGGGAGCGGCUCAGCGACGAUGACAUUGAGGCGAUGAUUGACGAGGUCGACAUUGAUGGAGACGGAAGAAUCGACUUCUUUGAGUUCGUCAGCGCUAUCACGGACGACUCGGAAGUUGAGACGGUCGUCUAGACGUACCGGCGGAGCCCUGUUUUGUUUGCAUGCAAAACAUUGCGCCGGGAGCCAGCUAUUCGGCGGUCUUACUAACACCUGCGUCUUACAUUCCAUGCUUGCUUGCCGAUGCUGACUGUGCUUUGACACAGUUGUGACUUGUUUUUCUCAGAACCCAGUCGAAAAAGGGAGCAGUGACGUAAAACCGAUCACAUAUGUUAACGUUAAAAGGGCCUGAAAGUCAAUAAUAAACACCGUUCAGGUGCAUCCGCAUCGAAAA